AGCACCUGCGCAGUGCAAACAGAAGGGAUGUGAUGUUAUGGGAUGUAAAUGGAGCUCAGGAUAGAAACGCUUUGAUGAAUAGCAUGCUCGGCUAUGUUUUCGUGGCUUUUUUAGCACUGGCAGUUGUGUUCAUCCCGUUUGGGACAGGACCAGACGAGGGGCCCCCUUUGCGGCUCCUGAGCAGGACUGAACUAUCGCUGCACGACGGGGAGGAAGGCAGCAAGGGCCUCCAGCUGGCAAUACUGGGGCAAGUCUUUGAUGUACUCAAAGGACACAAACACUACGGACCUGGUGGUGCUUAUCACUGCAUGGCAGGCAAAGAUGCAUCACUGGCCUUCAUUACUGGGGACUUCACAGAAAGUGGUGUGACAGAUGAUGUGUCCAGUCUGUCCCCACUGCAGGUGAUGGCCCUUUACGACUGGCUGGCCUUCUAUGAGAGGGACUACCAAAGUGUAGGUCUGUUAAUAGGCCGGUUCUAUAGCGAGAAUGGGCAGCCCACGGAGGCCCUGUUGCAGGCACAAGCAUCGCUAGCAGAAGGCCAGCGAAUCAAGACCCAGUCUGAGGCUGAGAGGGUGCACUUCCCAGCAUGCAACUCAGAGUGGAGUGCUGCCAGAGGAGGAAGAGUCUGGUGCUCCACUAGGAGUGGUGGAGUGGAAAGAGGCUGGACGGGUGUCCCACGGAAGCUCUUCUCUCCGGGCUCCAGUGGUGUUCGUUGUGUCUGUGUUGAAGACCCGUCUGCAGCAGAGGAAGACCCCAACCUGCAGAAAUAUGACGGCUGCCCUCCACAUGCUGAGUCAUGCUCCGUCGAGGAGUUCUAGUCUCUGGGCCAACCUGGGAAAUUGAGUUUUUUUUCACUGCCUGCUUUACAGCAGCACAAUACUCAG
Molecule: messenger RNA, 884 nt
Organism: Anoplopoma fimbria (sablefish)
Lineage: Eukaryota; Metazoa; Chordata; Actinopteri; Perciformes; Anoplopomatidae
Product: neuferricin
Exons: 4
Coding region: 33-818 (261 amino acids)
Cellular component (GO): endomembrane system; membrane
Source: RefSeq, a predicted model, not a curated record